GAGAGUGAACCUCUCACUACGUAGUCCCUUGUCCAACUUGUGCUCUGCUUGCUUCUCUGCUGCUGUCUCCAGGACACAGGCAAGACAGUCUCCAUGGCACAGGCAAGACAGUACUCCUCCAGCCUCACUGUGCCCAAUGGAGGCAACUGGGGUGAUUGGGGAAAAGCAGAAUUUUGCCCUACUGGCCAUGCCAAUGGAUUUUCCUUGAAGGUUGAGCCCGCUCAAGGCUCUGGGGUAGAACGGGAUGAUACAGCUCUGAACAGCAUCCUUCUGUACUGUACUGAUGGCCUUCAAGUUAUUCACCAGCAAACCAGGGAAGACCAGGAUCAAUAUUGCAGGUGGGGUCAAUGGAGAGUGAUGCUGUGGCAUCCCAGCUUGUAUCUGACCACCUUCUCACUGAAUGUAGAGUCACCGCAAGACCUUGCUGAUGACACAGCAGCCAACAACAUCAGGUUCAGAUUGUCAGAUGGGAGAGUGCAAGAGGGCAAAGUAGAUUCUGUCUGGGGCACUUUUGGCCCCUGGAGUGAUCAGUGCCACUCUGGGGCCAUCUGUGGGCUCCAGACCAAGGUGGAACCACCCCAGGAUCGGGGGGAUAACACGGCACUCAAUGAUGUGAGGUUCUUCUGCUGCAGCUUGUAA
Molecule: messenger RNA, 639 nt
Organism: Alligator mississippiensis (American alligator)
Lineage: Eukaryota; Metazoa; Chordata; Crocodylia; Alligatoridae
Product: vitelline membrane outer layer protein 1
Exons: 4
Coding region: 94-639 (181 amino acids)
Source: RefSeq, a predicted model, not a curated record